UUGGAUUUUCUACAAUAAUUUUCAUUUCAGCUCAAUUUCUUUUGCAAUUUUUUUAUCAGUCACAUUUUCAUUAUAAGCAUUUAUGAAAAUCGACUGAAUUCCUGAAGUAAAGAGGAAUAAAUCUUCGAGUGUAAGAUUUUUGAACCUCUAAACAAAAUUUAUAAUUACGUCUUCUAUCAUUUUAUAUCAAAACUAUAAGAAAAAAGGUUGACUUCAAAAUCUGCAGAAAAUGCCAAGAUCUAACAAAACAAAAAAGAAAAACACAUCAAAGACAGCUCAAACACCUGACAAACCCCAAAUAUCAUCUCAGAAUGUAGAAACAGAUUUGGAACUUAAGAAGCUUAAGAGAGUUAUAUAUCUCACUGAACUUACGCCCAGAUUUAUAGCUGGAAAUCCAGAACUCUAUUUCUUGAAGAAUUUUGCAGUAAAUCUCACUUUCAUUGGAAAUCUUCUAACGAAGGCAGAGAAUAUUCCAACAUUUCUGGAUAUUUUGAAAAAAGCAAACAAUGAUGUAAAUUUACCAAGACGUGUUACUUUAUUUUACGUUCUAGCAUAUGCUUUGAGAAACCAUAUUCCUGAAAAUAAGUCAACAAAUCAGCUUGCUGAUUGUGUGCUAGAUAUCUGCAAAACUAAUGAAGAAUUCUUCAAGUUCAUCAGUAUUUUCGCAAUGAUGAAAGGUAAAGAACGAGACCUGAAGCCUGAAGAGACCUAUAAUAAAAUAACAACUUCCAUUGGCAGAAUUAUUCGAAAAUUUUUAGAGAAAAAAACACCUUCUGAAUAUGCCAAUGAAGUUGGCUCAGCCAAUGGAUAUUAUGGUUGGCAGUAUAAAGAUCUAAUAAAGAUGUCUCAUUAUAAGAGUGAAACAGCUGAAAAGUUAAUAGUUACCGAUUAUGUGUUACAUGGAUUUAAAGGUAUGAAAAAACCUGAAGUUGGAAACACAGAUAUUUAUGAAACUUUAAAAAAAUGGAAUUCUUUACAAGAUCCUGAAAUAAGCAUCGAAAAACUUUGUGAUCUUAUCAAAGAAUUGAAUGCUAGCUACAGGAAUAUGAAUCCAAAGCAUAUUAAAGUGCAGGAGGUAUGGGGUACUAUAAUACCCCAAUUAUCAAUUGAAGAAUUACUUCAUCUACUACCAAAAUUUCUUAAGUAUAAUAUGUUCGAACCUAUGGAAACCUCCAUAGUUUAUGCAAAGGUAAAAGAAAUGCUUACUGUUGCUAACAUAGGAUUCCGCAAGGUGAAUGCUUUAGAGCUAUUCAUUCAUUGGAGGAAUUUACUGAAGGGAGGCAAACCAAUCGACCCCAAGUUGGAGUAUUAUCUCAAGACUAACAAACUUCCAAUCAAAACUCCUUCUCCAAUUCCUGAAGAUAAUGAGAUAUCAAAAGUUUUGCAACAAUGCAUGCAUUAUUCUUAUCCUUUGGAUCCUACGGUAUUGGGUUCAGACUCGAAUGUCGUGCUGGUGUUAGACAUUGCCGAGUACGGUGGAAAUUGUUUCAAACAGAGGAAUAUAACCUGUUUAGAAGCAGAAGUGGCUUUAGCGACUUACUUCUGCCGGACAGAGAGAAGUAUGGAAGUGAAAGUAUUUAACGAACAUCAAUUAGAAGAUUUGGAUUUAAAUAACGGUCCAGAUGCUUACAGCCAAAAUUUGAAGAAGCUCAAAGAAAUUAAACCGUCGAAAAUAAAACCUGCCGAUGUGUUCGAUUGGGCCAUAGCUCAAGAGAGAGAAGUUGAUGUUUUUAUUUUUGUGCUCCAAAGUGUGAAAUCUCUGCCUAUCAAUCCGAAGGAUUUCAGAAAGAUGUUCAAAGAGGCUUUUCAGGAUUAUCUGAAAAGAACAGACGAGGAAGUGAAAAUUAUCGUGAUCUGCCUGGGUUCCCAUAGUUUGGCACCGUUUGGUGAGAGCAUGAAUUGUUUAACAAUAUGCGGAUUUUGCCCAGAACUUCCCAAGGUGAUUCGCUCCUUUGUGAAGGGUGAUAUCGGCCCCAUAAAAAACAAGCGUAAGCCGAAGAAGGAUUAAUAAAAUUUACCUUAUACGUCUGAACGGACAAGUAUAGCAUAGAAUAUAUAUAUAACCCAGUUGUUGAAUAUUUUGGAAUAAUAGACGAUGCACUUAUUUCUAUAUUCCACAUUUUUCAAGGAUGGAUAAAUUCAGGCUCUCGACUGGAAAUUAUGUAGAGGUUACCACAACUUGAAAACUGAAGUUACUGUCUACAUAAUUUUUAAUUAAUGUGUGAUGCAAGUUUCAACAACGAAGAUGUCAUCAUCAGAAACUACAGGUAACUAAACCAGAAAAACAUAGUCCAAAUGUACCCUACUGUUUUCUAACCUAACCUAACCAUUAUGUAUGUUUUUAUGAUUCAGUUAGUACCCUGCAGUUUCGAUAAUGAUAACUUUGUUGUUGUUGCGUAAAACACUAUUUAAAAAUUUUGUACGCAAGAGUGUAGUUCAUUUAUUUCGUAUGUUACCACAAAUUUUAAAUGUAUUGGUAUCAUGAAAAUUCAUAUUUUUUCACGCUUUAAUUUAUCCAUCCUUUUAUAUUUAAUUUUUAUAGAUAGUAUAUAAACUAAUGGUUUUUUCAUAGCACAAUCGCUGCCUAACUAAACUUUUUGUGAUAAAUAAUAAUUGUCUAACUCAACAGAUGUGAUAAUUCUUCGAAAUAUUGUUGAAUCUUAAUUCCAAGGACUGUUUUUUUUUUUUUUUUUUUUGAAUCUUAACUACUGUGAUGUUUUCAUUUGUAAACAAUGGCAGGGACAGCGAUUGUAAGACUUUUGGACGGCAAGAAUGAUUUUUUUAAUUAGAUUAUUUAUUCUGUUUUUGUUACAUUGAAAUUUUUGGCUUCACCGAUUGGUAUUUAAUAUUUUAGUUAUUAUUAAAGCUGGAUUUUGUUGAUUCAUAAUUAUUUAAUUAGUUAGAAAUAGCUUUUCUACAGAAAUUUAUGAAAGCUGAUAAUUUUUUAUUAACAUCAUAUAUUUUUAUAACACAUUUGUACAAUCGAAAUACAAAAUGAAUGUUUGACAA
This is a messenger RNA of Harmonia axyridis, 3009 nucleotides long. RefSeq names its product 60 kDa SS-A/Ro ribonucleoprotein-like. The coding region runs from base 230 to 2008 and encodes 592 amino acids. Gene Ontology annotation, molecular function: RNA binding. The record is from RefSeq and is a predicted model, not a curated record. Lineage: Eukaryota; Metazoa; Arthropoda; Insecta; Coleoptera; Coccinellidae. The transcript is spliced from 7 exons. Gene Ontology annotation, cellular component: ribonucleoprotein complex.